Molecule: messenger RNA, 1346 nt
Organism: Suillus paluster
Lineage: Eukaryota; Fungi; Basidiomycota; Agaricomycetes; Boletales; Suillaceae
Exons: 4
Source: RefSeq, a predicted model, not a curated record
UGCGCAGAACCUUGCAUCAGGGUCUUGCACCUUCCCGGUGCCUGUACGCCAGAAGGCGCUACUUGAUGGCGACGAGUCAAGUAUAGCGCUUGUGGACGUAGAUCCAUCUCAGAGAUGGGAAAUAGAUCGACAACGUGCGAUUUCUCUCGAGGAAAGGGUGACGAGGCACCAUCAGCGGACGCUGGAAUCGCAUGUUCCAGCCGGUUUAGUCAGGCUCCAAAACGAAGCCCUACUUCUCAGUCUCGUUUCGCGAACUCUCGAUUGUCACUCAGGAUUCCCGAGGAUCAAGAUCCGUAUUCCGACGACCGCGGCGUGCAGGGAGUAUCUGAUACUUCCCCAGUUACGCCCAAACACAAGCUGCCUCGACCGCACAUUCCCCUUCCGCCAUCGAGGAUAUUCCAUAAAUCUCAGUCACCACAGCCUUUAUCAUCUGUCAAUCCACUGUUGCGUAAUCCUAGUCCAUUCUUCAAGAGUACACCUUCACUCCUCAAUCUCUCUUCACCUCCUGCACUUCACAGUGGUCACGGAGUUCACCACUUUUCUCGAAAGCUCUUCCAUCGGAAGCAGAAAGAGCGUGCAAGUACUGAACCCUUAGAGGACUGGGAAGUUUUGGUUCGCACCGAUUCCUCUCAUUCGUCUUUGGACGUCUCUCCUGCUCACCAUAGCCCUCCAAGCCCGAUUCCUACAUCCAGCUCAGGCCUCGCAGAGACAUGCCGUUAUCUCGAUGUCUUCACAGAAGAUACUCGCAUCUCAACUGUGAAUCGACAUCCAUACCGCCCUAGCGUUCGGACUGUACCGCCGGCUGAAGAGCGCCCUCAACAUCCAGCUCCCCCUCCAUUUGUUAACCGACAUGUUCGGUGGCGCACGAGUUCCAACUUGCGUGGCGGUCACAUAAGUGCAAUGCAUCUGCCAAGACUUUCUUCUACAAUGGACCCUCAGCAACCCGCUUUCAAGAGCUACACCCACCAAUUCCCUCCCUCUUCUUCCCACACGGACACCCUGCUUCCUGUUCGUAAUGAUGAGGCUGGCGAUGCCCCCCCUGAAGCGAUGCUCCAAGACAUCUCAAGAUACAUCACCAAGGACGAAGAAUAUGCUGUUGCUCGUGGCGGGUUCGGGGAUAUCUGGAAAUGUACCUAUCACAAAGAUCAAGCACCGAUCAAAGUUCGUUUGCAGUGUUUUGUCUGACCAUCUCUCUAAAAUUGAUAAAUUUGCAGGUCGCAGUGAAAGCAUUACAUGCGUAUGCUGCCGAUCAUCAUGAUGCAGCGAAGAAGAAGAAGAAAGUCAAGGUGAGUGGCUCGACGAAGGACUGCAUCUAUUACUUAUGCCAGAGGUUGCCACUUCGCAGA